UACCCGUACUCACCAAUCGGAAAGUUCCAAUGCGCAACGCGGGAUACUAAUGAACCAAUCCUAGUGCUGGAGGCGGGGCUUAUCGGAAAGCGGGUGAAGGGGAAUAUUGUUGAGUGGUAGAAAGCGCUAGAGGAAUGAACUAAUUUGCUUUUAUGAGUAUAGUAGUGUUAUAGAGCAGAGUUGUGUAAAAUGAAGUGUGUGUCUCCGCACCAUGACUUCAGUCCUGGUGACGUCGUGUUUGCCAAAAUGAAGGGUUAUCCUUUCUGGCCUGCCCGGGUUUCUGUUGGGAAGGCUCCAAGGAAUAAGAUCCCAAUCUUCUUUUAUGGAACACACCAGACAACAUCUCUAUUUUCUAAGGACGUCGUGCAUUACUGGCCCAACAAAGAGAAAUAUGGGAAGCCCAUCAAACGAGGAGGUUUUGAACAGGCCAUGUGGGAGAUCGAAAAUGACCCAGGGGUUGGCCUCAAAGGGCAAAAGAAAGCUGAUAUAGUGAGGAAGCUGCAGGAGAUGCGGAGGAAGGCAAGGAGUGCAGAAAAGAACGCUCAGAAGAAAAAUGAAGCUAACACACUCCCUAAUGCUUCAACUCCGGUAAAGAAUGAUAAAAUACUUGUGAAAACCAGCACCACUCCGAAUCAACCAUCUAUCUCAGAAAAUUUGGCUAGGAGACAGAUGCCGAGCCGGGCUAAAGGAGGCCAAAAGAAGACUGUAACGCCUUCUGAAAAAGUGUCUGCUGCCACUCCAACAUCUAAUAAAGCAAUAACACCUGCUGAUGAUACAACUCAACCUAAAAAAAACACCCCACCCGAAAAGGUCAUCCUGGCAAAAAAAACUAUCAUCGCUAAGACAACGACUGUAGUGAAGGAUGUUGCUAGGAAGAAAAUUCUUACAAAAGCAAAAAUGGUCAAAGCCAAAAAGAUGACAAGGACUAAGCUGAAGACAAAUUUGCCUAUCAGAGUGGAAACGAAUAUGCCAAAACCAGACUCUCGACUCCAUACCCCAGAGACACGGCGUAGAACCCCAGCGACUCCGUGCCAGGGUUGGGUCAAGGUUAAGGGUUGGGUCAAGGUCACAGAUCCACCGUUACAGAAAGCUGAGUCUCAGCCCCGUAACUCCAAGGGUUGGGUGAAGGUCACCAAUCCACCAUUACGGAACCCUGAGACUCGGCCCCAAACCCCUAAGACUCGGCCCCAAACCCCAGAGACUCGGCCUCAGAACUUAAAGGGUUGGGCAAAGGUCACCAAUCCGCCAUUACAGAACCCUGAGACUCGGCUCCAAACCCCUAAGACUCGGCCCCAAACCCCAGAGCCUCGGCCUCGGAACUUAAAGGGUUGGGCAAAGGUCACCAAUCCACCAUUACAGAACCCUGAGACUCGGCCCCAAACCCCUAAGACUCGGCCCCAAACCCCAGAGCCUCGGCCUCGGAACUUAAAGGGUUGGGCGAAGGUCACCAAUCCACCAUUACAGAACCCUGAGACUCGGCCCCAAACCCCAGAGCCUCGGCCUCGGAACUUAAAGGGUUGGGUGAAGGUCACCACUCCACGGUUACAGAACUCUAAACCUCGGCCACGGAAUUCCAAGGGUUGGGUGCAGGUCACAGAGCCACAGCUGCAGACUGGUGGGAUUCGACUCCGAACUCCAGACACUAGGCUCCAGAUCCCAGAUACUCACCUCCAGACCCCAGAAUCUCACCUUCAAACCCCAGAGGUUCAGCUACGGAGACCAGAGGUUCAGCUACGGAGACCAGAGGUUCAGCUACGGAGACCAGAGGUUCAGCUACGAAAUACCAAGUCUUUGGUGAAGGUUACAGAGCCAUGGCUGCAGACUCAGCUCAGAACUCCAGAGAAUCAGCUCCAGACCACAGACCCUCAGCUCAGAACCCCAGAGACUUGUGUCCAAACCCCAGGCACUCGGCUCCACACCCCAGAAACUCAGCUUCAGAAUCCCAAGACGUGCCUGAAGGUCACCGAGCCACUGCUACAGAUCCAAGAAACCCGGCUCCAAACCCCAGAGACCCAACUAAAAUCCCCAGAUACUCUGCUGAGAGUCACAGAGACUCGGGUGCAAACCCCAAUCCUGAACCCUAAGACAUGGCUGAGGGUUACCGUGCCACGGCUACAGAGUCCUGAGACUCUGCUCCGGAGCUCUGAGACUUUCCUUCGCAACCCUGAAAUUCAGCUUCGAAAUCUUGAAGUCUCAGCCUUCAGACACAAAUGCUUUGUGCCCCAACUCAAAGAUGACUCUUCAGUUAUACACCAAAAUGCUGCUAAUGAAUCCCGAGAUACAAUUCCUGAACCCCCAGAUGCAACUCCAGUUGAACCCCAAGAGCCUACUCCAGGUGAACCCAAAGUUGGUUCUCUGGUUAAACAUCAAGGCACUAUUCCAGCUGAAUCCCAAAAUGCUACUCCAGAUGAACCCCAUGGCCCUGCUCCUAUUGAACCCCACAUUGCUUCUCUGGUUGAAUCCCAAGGUGUUGCUCUGAUUGAGGUGCCAUUAAAGAAACUUAAAGAAGAAGGUGUGGGAGAACGGAGAGUGCUGAGACGGAGGACAGAAGAGCAAAAGAAUAGAGGAAAAAAGGGACAGAAAAAAGACACUGAGAAGACAUGGCCAGAAGAUGAAUGGAAGGAUAGAGAGGGGCAAAGGAAGAAAAAGGAGGAAAAUAUCACAGCCAUCACUAACACUGUCACCAGCUCUGAAGCCUCAAGGAGGAAGCAACAGGAAGAUAAACACAGCCCCACAGAACCAGAAAACCGCAAGGUAGGAAAGAGAAAAAGACAAGAGGUGGACAAGGGAGGACACAGAGUGCUGAGACAAAGGACAGAAGACGAGAAGAGAAAAAAAGAUGCAGAGGAAGAAAUGGAGGUUGAGGGGAAGGAUGGAAAGAAGAUGGCAGGAAAGGAGUACAAGAGAGAGAAGAGGAAGAAGAUAGAGGAGGAGACAGGGGAGAAGAAGAAGAAACAGAGGAAUGAAAAUGCAAAAGGUGUAAAAGAAGUGGAAAAGGUGACUGAGAGGAAGAGGCAGGAGACGGGGGAGAAGAAGCAGCUGGAUGACAAGCAGAGGAACAAAGAUGCAGGAGAGAAGGAGACAAAGGAAAAGAAGGGAGUAGAGGAGGAGUUUACAAAACAGAAAGAAUUUGAAUCCCGGCAUGCAAUUCCUGAACCCCCAGAUGCAACUCCAGUGGGAACCAAUCCAGUUGAACCCCAAGAGCCUGCUCCAGGUGAACCCAAAGUUGGGUCUCCUGUUGAAUCCCAUGGCAAUGCUCUUGUUGAAGCCCAAGUUACUUCUCUGGUUGAACCCCAAGGUGUUGCUCUGAUUGAGGUGCCUACGAGAAAACAGGAAGUUGUUGAGGGAGAACGGAGAGUGCUGAGACAGAGGGCAGAAGAACAGAAGGCUAGAGGGGAAAAGGGACAGAAGAAAGAGACUGAGAAGAAACAGCUAGAGGAUGCACUGAAUGAUGGAGAGGGGCAAAGGAAGAAGAGAAAGGAGAUUAUCCCAGCCAUCACUGACCCUGUCACCACUGACCCUGUCACCAGCCCUGCAGCCUCGAGAAGGAAGCAACAGGAAGAGAAUCUCUGCCACUCAGAACCAGAAAACAGCGAGGUAGGAAAGAGGAAAAAGCGAGAGGUGAAUGAGGGAGGAUGCAGAGUUCUGAGACAGAGCACAGAAGAACAGAAGGGAAAGAGGGAUGAAGAGGAAGAAACGGAAAAGAAGCAACCGGAGGUUGAACAGAAGGAUGGAGAGAAGGUGGGAGGAAAGGCAUACAAGGGACAGAAGAGGAAAAGGGGGGAGGAGAAGAAGCAGAGGAACGAAGAUGAAGUAAAGACGGUGAUUGAGAAAAAGAGAGUGGAGGAGACUGAGAAGAUGAAAAAGAAGAAAGGCAAGGAGGAAAUGGGGGAGAAGAAGGGAGAGGAAGAAAGGAGGGAGAAGAAGCAGCUAGAUGACAAGCAAAGGAGCAAAGCUGCAGGAGAGGAGAGGAAGAGGGAGAAGGAGAUGAUGAUGGGGGAGGAGAAGAAGCAGAGGAACGAAGAUGAAGUAAAGAUGGUGACUGAGAAGAAGAGAGUGGAGGAGACUGAGGAGAAGAUGACGAAAAAGAAGAAAGGUAAGGAGGAGAUGGGGGAGAAGAAGGGAGAGGAAGAAACGAGGGAGAAGAAGCAGCUAGACAACAAGCAGACGAGCGAAGAUGCAGGAGAGGAGGAGGAGAUGGGGGAGAAGAGGAGAGAGGAGGAGAUGGGGGAGAAGAAGCAAAGGAAUGAAGAUGAAGUAAAGAAGGUGACUGAAAAGAAGAGAGUGGAGGAGACUGAGCAGGAGAAGAUGAAAAAGAAGAAAGGCAAGGAGGAAAUGGGGGAGAAGAGGGGAGAGGAAGAAAUGAAGGAGAAGAAGCAGCUAGACAACAAACAGAAGAGUGGAGGUGCAGGAGAGGAGGAGAAGAGGGGAGAGGAGGAGGAGUCUGCAAAGCAGAGAUACUUGGAGGAUGAAAAGAGGAAGCAAAGGAGUAGAGUAUUGGCGGAGAGGAGGUUGAGUGUGUUAAAGUCUCUUCAGGGGUUGGUCACUUCUACCAGAAGCAGAACGCAGAAACAAGGCACAAACCAAGCAGAGAAAAAUGACAAGAGUGACGGAAAAGACCAAAAGGAAGAGAAAAGGAAGGAGAGGAGAGGAGAGAUGGAGCAGGCACAGGAGCUGAGUAAACAUAGAGCAGAGGACAAAAUGGACAAACGAAGAGCUCCUGCUCUGUCAGUCACAGACUCUCUUCUAUACAGACUGCAUGGUGAUAUCAGGAUCUCCAUGACCUUAGAAAAGCCAGACGUGAAUAAGUGUUUAUUGGCAUUGGAUGAGCUGAGUUCAGUGUCCGUUUCCUCCCGACACAUUCAGAACCACAGUGAGCUCAUCGACACACUCCGCAAGAUGCGGUGGUUCCGGGGAAGUGAAGCGAUUAUGUUUAAAGCGUCCAUGCUGUACUACCGCUUUAAGAACAUUUAUCUGAUUGGAGAACCAGAGGACACACUCAGCCCCGAGUACAUCCACUCACUACAGGAGGAGAGAGAGAGAUGGGCGGAGCAGCACACAUCUCAGACUGCUGCUGCAGAGGAGAGCCAUACACACACCAGCAGUCUCAUGCAGCACAGUGACUCUGCAGCAGAGAUGAGCUGAAACGCGUGCACACACAUGCGCAUGUCUGGAGUUCUUUAUGGAUGUCCAGCUCUUAAUUGGUGCUCCAUGAUUAUCCACAAUAAGCUCAGUAUCUCUCACUCACUCACCCACACAGAUACACACACACACACACGCAUUACACAAUUCUCCUGGUUGCGCUGAGAUUACAUUCUGUUCAUACAGAACGCUAACCUGCUAACAGUGACCUGAUUAGCAUUAUGCACAUGGCGUCAUACUAAUGAAUGACCUGUGUCCAUUCACUGUUAGCAAUGGUAGCAUAUUUGCUUGAGUUAUUCCUCUAAUUCUAAUAAUCUGCAAUGCUCUCAAUGUUCUCAUCUCCACACAUCUGCAGGGAUGCACUCUAACCCCUGUUUGGGACAACUGGACUGCGGCUCAGUGUCAUUUAAAGCAUUAAGGGCCCUUUCGUUAAGGGGGAGCCUGUGUUUUCGUGUCACGUUCAUUGUGUACUGUUUUAAUUUUAUAUGUGCUUUAUAUUUUUUAAAUCUGCUGCACUGUAAAGUCACUACUGAUUGGCCGAGUGGACACAUGCACUGUCUCAUGUCCUGAGGUUGACAUUCUAACAUUUCAUCAGUGUUAUGGCAUUACCACAUUCUUCUGAACUAAAAUGAUAGAAUGUGAGUAGAGGGAUUUGAGAGAGAAACAUCUUGCUGUCACUUCUUUAUAUCACCACAAAUAUCAGAGAAUGGACAGAGAGAGAGAGAGACAAAUGGAUAGAGGACCAACAGACAUGCAUUAAAAGACAAACACACAAGCAAAUAGAAUAACAGGGACACGGACAAAGAUAGAGAGAGAGGCAGGCUAGAAGAUGAGUAGAGAGACGGAAUGAUCGUCUUUCUUUCUUAAUUUGUGUACCUGACAAAGAGAUGGACGGAUGGAUAGACAGACAAAUGCGGGUAAAUAGACUGACAGAAGGACUGAUAAUGUAAAGUAAGACAGACUGGCACAAAAAUUAACAGGAAGUCAAACAAAGACUAAGGUAAACAGACACACAGGCAAAUAGAAUGACAAAUGGACAUUUAAUCAAAUACAUACAGUAGACUGAUGACAGGUUGAUGGAUCCUCAUACAUCAGGACAGUCACUCUGAAUCAUGUCAGAUGUAUUGCUUAACUAUCCAGCACAGGUGGUUACCACGGAAAUAGUACAGCUCAACUCAAACUGCAGAGAUCUUUUCCUUCAGUCACUCACUUGGGGGGAGAGACACACACGCACAGAGCGCGUUCCCUGUGUAAAUGUAGGAGUAUUUGUGUCUGUUGCUGGUUUAAUCUCAUUUUACAAUCCUCUUUGUUUACAAUCCUCUUAUUCCCAGGAUAUUUAUUCCACUUGAUCGGUUUUACUCAAGUUUCCUUUUUAUAACACAUUCUGCAUUACAGAGGUGGAUCAGAUCUCGCACACUUAUACCACUACAGCAGUUAUUCAUUCCUCUCGUUAAUUACACAUGUAACGGAUGACGCCAUCCCCCCAGCCUUUAUAAAGUGUAUAUUAAAUAUUACUAUAUUAAAACUGCACACCUUUAUAAGCAUGCUGCGUUCCAAUAAUGAUUGGAUAUGAAUAAUGAAGUGAACUCUUGUCCACUUGCCCUCAUCUGCCAUCUUAAUUGACUUCAUUUGUUUGAGAUGUGAGGUAUCUCAUAAAUCUGAGAUUUAUUUCAUGUUUUGCUUCUUGUUCUGUUUCACUAAACCAUUGUGAGCGAGUGUGUUUUUAUUGUUCUGAAGUGGAUAAGGUGUCUGUAAAGGUGCGUUAUGUAAGAUUAAUGGUUGAGUAGGUGGGUUCCAUGUUUGUCUGCAUAUAUCCCAGGUUAUUUGUACAAGUAAAAAAAAAAAAGCUUUAAAAAUGGAUUAUUGCUCCUUUUAAGACAGCGUUUGGAUCUGAUCUAAAGUGAUCUAAAUCCAUAGGUUAAUCAACUCAUGUAUUUAUUCUGAAUCCAUUAUACACACCUACACACUGCUUUAUACUGUAAUAAACUGUUUUUACAGGAUUUUAAGAUUGUUGUGCAAGUGUGUUUCGCUGUGACAAUUCCAUAUUGUUUCUGCUCAGUGUGAAUAAAACUUUUCUUUACUGUCA
Molecule: messenger RNA, 7228 nt
Organism: Neoarius graeffei (lesser salmon catfish)
Lineage: Eukaryota; Metazoa; Chordata; Actinopteri; Siluriformes; Ariidae
Gene: psip1b
Product: PC4 and SFRS1 interacting protein 1b
Exons: 15
Coding region: 190-5145 (1651 amino acids)
Biological process (GO): regulation of transcription by RNA polymerase II
Cellular component (GO): nucleus
Molecular function (GO): double-stranded DNA binding; transcription coregulator activity
Source: RefSeq, a predicted model, not a curated record